AUGCUGUUGUCUUUGAGCCAAUUGUUCUCUGUGGUUGCCAUCUCCUUUUGUCUACAGGCCACGGUCAGCUCUGCAAUUCCGCUUAGCUCUCAUCUGAAUGCUUUGCUGCCGCGAGGAGAUGAUUUUAAUGGACAAGUUGCCUGGACAGAUAUGACCUCUGGCGAUGGCCAAAAGGAUGGCAAAGACACAAACGGCGUUCCAUACGUGAAGUACCUUAUCGACUACUACGUCAACAAAUUCAGUUCAGAGGAUCGCGUCGGUGUUUUCUGGACUGGAGGAACUAUGACGGAGGAUGACUAUGACAAUAUCUAUGAGUUCAUCGAGUCAGAGACUCGGUUGGAUAAUCACGGCAAGAUCUUCAAAGACGUCUUUGAUAACAACUACCUCACGAACGAGAUGGGAAUUGAUACUAGCAACCAAAACAAUCUCUACUGGCGAUCAAUUUACCGAGCUAGCAAAGCCCUGGCUGCUGGCGCCACCAAUGGAAAGGCCUAUGUCUACCUUAAUCCUGCAGGUUGCAGGACCAUCUUCUCUCCUGCAUCACAAACGCCCCUAGAUGAGGAUCCCGCUCAUGAUGGAGAAGCUACUGUCGGCGAAGUCUGGGCCUAUGUAGAACUCCCGAUGCUCAUGCGAAACACGAACGUGAAUCAGAUUAUCAGUUUCUACAAACAAGGCAGAAAAUUUGUCACUAACAUUGAAUGGGAUGUGACUACCGAUACUCAAUACCCUCGAACUUAUCUUUCUGAUCUUGCCAUGGAUGCUGUACCCAUAACGCUUCCAGCCAGUGCUAACCGGGCUUCUAUGAAACGGUCGGGUAUGAUCGGUGGGGGCUGGUAA
Molecule: messenger RNA, 837 nt
Organism: Penicillium brasilianum
Lineage: Eukaryota; Fungi; Ascomycota; Eurotiomycetes; Eurotiales; Aspergillaceae
Source: the annotation of a GenBank genome assembly